Messenger RNA from Arabidopsis lyrata subsp. lyrata, 1392 nucleotides. Its product is annotated as protein PHYTOCHROME KINASE SUBSTRATE 3. Gene Ontology annotation, biological process: phototropism. The coding region runs from base 192 to 1307 and encodes 371 amino acids. NCBI's taxonomy places the organism in Eukaryota, Viridiplantae, Streptophyta, Magnoliopsida, Brassicales, Brassicaceae. The transcript has a single exon. The record is from RefSeq and is a predicted model, not a curated record.
CUCUAUAUAAUAGCGAAAAUUCCUCCUCACAAACACAUCCACCAUUCAAAGCUCUUUCUCUCUGCAAAUCUCCCAUCAUUUCCAUAGCCUUCUUCUUCUUGUCAUUUCCCUUAACUCCUUUUUGUUAGAUCUUUUGUAUUUUACCACUUCAUAAAGUAGCACUAAACAACAUAUAUACACAUACAAUAGAGAUGGAUGCUGAAAAGAAGAGUGCUCAUUUUCGCCAAAUCUCAACUUAUAAACCACAACUACUUGUCCUCUCCUCAAUCCAAGAACAACCUUCUUCAAAAAUCUCAGACAAACCCAAUAUCAAAGCUGAUAAUGACGCCGAGAUUGGAGUUUUCGGAGCAGAAAAAUACUUCAGCAUGAAGCUAGAUCCUGUUGAUUCCUCGGCGGAUAUCACCAAGCAACACGAAAAGGAAAACACACAGGAUCAUCCUCAUCCCCAAUUGACGAAAACGACGUCGUCUAGAUCAAGAACAAGCCGACACGGAACGCCAAGUGUAAGAUCCGAGUCAAGUUACAACAGCCAAACCUUUCUCAUGAGGAUUAACAACAAUGAGAACAAGCAACGGAAAACGAACGAGACAAGCGUCUCUUUUGGUCGGUUUAGAUGUUACGGUCCCUGCUCUGGGGUCAAAACCGUCCAUACCGACCCAAAAAUCUCCUGUAAAAGUAGAAAUUCCGAUCGGGAUUUCGUUGCUUACGACGCAAGAAAGCACAACGACAAGCCAAGACUCCAUUUUGAAGCCAAGAAAGCGGAUUAUAAUGAGCCAGAGAAGAUCCCAUUACCUAUUCAAAGGUCCGAUAUCGCCAUGAACCUCGAGAGAAAGCUCUCUCUGCUUACAUGGGACGCAAUACCAAACCAACUCUCUACCAAGAACAACAAUCACAACAAUGGUAAUAACUCUUCAAUGAGCAGCAACACGCAAGAGGAAGAGACAGCAAGUGUAGCGAGUUCUGAUUUGUUCGAGAUUGAGAACAUAACGAGCAGUGUCUAUGAGCCAAGUGAGGCCAGCAUUGGAUGGAGUGUGGUAACGGGAAGUAUGGCAGAUCAAUCGGUAAUUUCGGAUUUCCAUAUGAUGAAGAGGGUCACGAGAAGUGGUCCGGCGGUUAGAACCAAACCGGUGAUUGGUGAGAAAGUCCGGUCGGCUGGGUUUUUGUCGGGUUGUAAGAGUCACAAAGCUGUCUCGGUUGUUGAUAGUUCUAGAAAAGUGAAAGAAACAGCCAAGGUUGAUCAUCACGAGAUGUCUCAUCAGAAGAAGUUCAAAACUGAGAUUAGGAUUCAAGACUUGAGCUUUCUUUAAUAAACAAUGUUUGUGUGUGUGUGUUCUCAAUUAGUUUUCAAAUGUUUUUGUAAUAUUUGUUCGUGUAUGCUAAUGAUUUUGAUAA